GAUUAUUAUUAUUAUUAUACCUAUUUUAUAAUUUAUAAUAUUAUUCCGUAUUUAAACUCAAAAUAAACUUUCUAAAUUUCAUUCGGCUUAACUAAAUUACAAAAAUUGUUUUCUAAAAUUGUAUACAUUACACGUUUUGUAUACAAUACAUUACUGUGGCUGGUGACUCAUAUUUUCUAAAUCAAUGACAUUAUAAUAUCCAGGUGCACUACAUUUUAGAAUGGACAACGACGAUUUCACUGCAGAUUUAUGUGCCGAGCAGUUAGGCAAGCUAUUUCAGUUUCAAGAUCUUACCGGUAUUGAAAGUCUACCGACGUGCCGAGAUGUGUUGCAAAGGCACAACUGGGAUUUGGAAUCUGCUGUUCAAGAUCAAUUAAAUCUCAGAGAAGGUCGUCCGUCUGUGUUCGCUGGCACAUCGGAAACGUCGUCUGGGCCUACAGUGUUGGUGGAUCCGACCAGACAGCAAGUAUUCAGUUCAGACCAUACUGGAUCUAGCAAUUUCCUAUCGUUUAUUUUUGAUCAUAUUAUAAGAACGUUCUAUAGUACUAUUGUAUCUGUUGUGCGGUUCACUUGGAGUCUAAUAUGGCCCGAACCCCGGGCACCGACAACCGAUCCCGUUGCCGAUGUAGGGAGGUUUAUCGAAACGUUUGAAUCGUUAUAUGGUAAUGUUCAUCCAGUGUUUUACAGAGGAUCUUACAAACAGGCGUUGAACGAUGCUAAACAAGAGCUGAGGUUCCUUGUUGUUUACUUGCAUCAAAAUGACCAUACACAUAGUUCCAAUUUUUGUAAUUCAGUUUUAACUAAUAGUGAUGUCAUUUCGUUUUUGAACGAGAGUAAUACACUUUUUUGGGCUUGUGAACGUGAAACUAAUCAAGGAAGCCGCGUUGCUUCCGCUCUUUAUGCCAGCUCCUCUCCUUAUGUAGCAGUGAUUGUAUUGAUUGAAAGUCGCAUGAUACUUGUUGCACGAAUGGAAGGCCCAGUUACUGCUGAGGAGUUUGUUAGAAGAUUGCGUACUGUAUUUGAAACAAACGAAGCUUAUCUAGUUGCCGCUCGUGCCGAGCGCAUUGAACGCAGUUUUAAUCAGUCAUUACGGGAACAACAGGAUAGGGCAUAUUUGGAAUCGCUGCGUGCAGACGAACAGAAAGAGCAGUUAAAACGAGAAAAAGAAAAUAUUGAACGAGAAGAACAGUUGAAAAAAGAAAGAGAAGAAGAAGAAGUCAAAGCCCAAAAAGAAGAGCUGAAAAGAAAAAAAAUUGAUAUGAUGGCACAAAUUCCACAAGAGCCACCCGCAGAAGAUCUGGGCGCACUAACAAUUGUAUUUAUAAUGCCGGGAGGAACCAGAAUAGAAAGGCGUUUUGCCGACGUAUCGCCCCUUUCGGAUAUUUUUGAUUUUGUAUUUUGUCAUCCAGGCUCACCUGAUACUUUUGAAAUAGCCACCAAUUUUCCAAAACGAGUUCUCAGUGCUGAAGAAAGAGAAAAAACAUUGAAACAGGCCGGCUUACAAAAAAGAGAAGUACUUUUUAUCAACGAUUUGGACUCUUAAGUUAUUUAAAACAUAUUUUUAAAUGUAUAAAAAAUUAAUAAUAAUAAUGUAUAAACUUUAUUGGUGUACAUGACAACGGUGUUUUUAAAAAUGAAAAUAAAUAUUCCAAUCUAAUGAAAAGUCUAUAUUUGAUAGAUAAACAUAGAACCUAAUACCAGUUAUUCAUUUGUAUUAUUAUAUAUCUAUAUAUAAAUGUUUAUUUUUUUGUUUUUUUUAAAUUCGUUAUGCGAGAAUUUGUUUUAUUUUCUAUUCUUGAUCACGCGGUCAUU
Adelges cooleyi (spruce gall adelgid) is the source of this 1812-nucleotide messenger RNA. It is a transcript of the gene Faf2, whose product is annotated as FAS-associated factor 2. Bases 221 to 1543 code for a protein of 440 amino acids. Gene Ontology annotation, molecular function: ubiquitin binding. NCBI's taxonomy places the organism in Eukaryota, Metazoa, Arthropoda, Insecta, Hemiptera, Adelgidae. Gene Ontology annotation, cellular component: endoplasmic reticulum. The transcript has 2 exons. The record is from RefSeq and is a predicted model, not a curated record.